Messenger RNA from Ctenocephalides felis (cat flea), 800 nucleotides. Its product is annotated as 60S ribosomal protein L10. Gene Ontology annotation, biological process: translation; ribosomal large subunit assembly. NCBI's taxonomy places the organism in Eukaryota, Metazoa, Arthropoda, Insecta, Siphonaptera, Pulicidae. Gene Ontology annotation, cellular component: cytosolic large ribosomal subunit; ribosome. The record is from RefSeq and is a predicted model, not a curated record. Gene Ontology annotation, molecular function: structural constituent of ribosome. Bases 91 to 750 code for a protein of 219 amino acids. The transcript is spliced from 5 exons.
GUACGACGAAGUUAGGGCAGUCGAACCGCAUGCGAAAUAAAUUCUUUCUGUGGUUCUUAUUGCUGGAGACAGACACUGACAAAGGCAAAAAUGGGUCGUCGACCGGCCAGAUGUUAUCGCUAUUGCAAAAACAAGCCCUACCCCAAAUCUCGGUUCUGUCGUGGUGUGCCAGACGCUAAAAUUCGUAUCUUCGAUUUGGGUAAGAAGAAGGCAGGCGUAGAAGAUUUUCCACUAUGUGUGCAUCUUGUAUCUGAUGAAUAUGAACAAUUGAGUUCUGAGGCACUGGAAGCAGGACGUAUUUGCUGUAACAAAUACCUCGUUAAGAAUUGUGGUAAAGAUCAAUUCCACAUCAGAAUGAGGCUGCAUCCUUUCCAUGUUAUCCGCAUCAAUAAAAUGUUAUCGUGUGCCGGAGCUGAUAGGCUCCAAACUGGAAUGCGUGGUGCUUUUGGAAAACCACAAGGUACUGUUGCCAGAGUUCACAUCGGUCAACCAAUCAUGUCUGUUCGUUCCAGUGACAGAUACAAGGCCGCUGUUGUAGAGGCUCUGCGUCGUGCUAAGUUCAAGUUCCCUGGCAGACAAAAGAUCUAUGUUUCCAAGAAAUGGGGAUUCACUAAAUAUGAGCGUGAUGUAUAUGAGAAGCUUCGUGAUGAGGGAAGAUUGGCUCCUGAUGGUUGCAAUGUUCAAUACAGGCCAGAACAUGGACCAUUGAGCGCUUGGAAGAAGGUUCAAGAAGACCUCGCUGCCUGUUAAUUUUCUUACAAAAAAUAUGUAAAUGUAUCGAAUACAUUGAUAUAAACAAA